GGUCUGUGUCCUCGAGGUCUGUGUUUUCGAGGUCUGAGUUUUUCGACACACUCUUAAAUGAUUAACAUAAACCUCUAUGUGGUGUGAAAUGGGAAUUUUCUGUGUUUUCAAGGUCUGCGAUCUGUGGUCUGCAUGCGUUUUCAAGGUCUGUGUUUUCGAGACACCCAUCAUUUAACGUCACAUCUUUAGAUCAGAACGCCGAGACAUUCACUUUUGCUGUGAAGAAGACGAAGUCUGUCUAGGUCUUCACCAUGGGGAAUAGUUAUUCCAGCGAACAAGAAAGACAGGAAGAAGAAGCGAAGCGACGCGAACAAAAUAAACAACAGCUGCAGAGGGAAGAGGCUAGAAGGAAAGAAAAAGAGCAAAAACGUCUACAGCUGGAGGCAGAGCUUUGUCGACGCCGAGAUGAAUUGUUCAAUUAUAAAUUUGGUAACAAAACCAGGCUUGAUAAUUUCCUGGGACUGCAAAUUGAAGGACAGGAAGGAACCAUAACCCUCCAAGACUACCUGCCAGAGAUGUUCUUCCACUUGGUCGACACCAAGGGUUUCUUCGACUACAAUGCUAACGAGGUGGCUGAGUUCAAGAAUAUCCUGACCGGAAAAACCCAGUCUGGCGAUAUUAUCCUUUGGCGUAGGGAAGGCAAAACCAGCACAGCAAAGGAAUUGCAUCAGAAAAUAGAAUUUGGACAAAGAAUACAUGGGAUCAUCAUUGGGAUAAAGGCUAAUGAUCCACGACUGGGAGAGGGGACUCUAAGAGAUUACUUGAAACCGAUCCGAGAUAUACUGCGGAAAACUGGAAUUGCACCCAUCACUGUUGUUACUCACCGUGACAAACUGAAGGAUGAGGAAGAGUGUAAAGACGCCCUUGACGAGGCAUCAGCCGCCACUGGAAGUUCUACCAGUCACACAUUCUUCAUGUGGAACUACACCAAAGAGAACAAGGAACGUAACCCAGAAAUAGAAAAAAUGGCAUUCGACAUCCUGCACUAUGCGCUGAUGACCGCUGAACGAGCAGUGAAGAUCAUGAAACAAAAAGAGAAGAACAAUCAAGAAGAUGUAAUGAUGAAAGCUUUGGAGGGAGUCACCGUCAGUGGACAAGUGGCCCCUGACUCUGAAGACGGUAAUUUGUUGCCUCCAGAGAUUCUUGCUCGAGGACCUUUGGCUUUGGAAGCCUACAGAACGGCCCUUGCUGAGGGGAGGACGUUCGACAAGAGGGUGCCAAUCAUGUUGAUUGGACAGGACCGCUCAGGAAAGACUAGCUUAAAGAACUCACUUAUGGGAAAACCGUUCAACCCUGACGAAGACAGCACUGUAGGGAUCAAAGUUGAUCCUUCUCAUUUCAAAGUUUCAACUGAAGUUUGGAANAAAAUAGAUGCCGCCAUGGUUGUGCCUCCAGAGAUUCUUGCACGAGGACCGUUGGCUUUGGGAGCUUACAACAAGGCCCUUGCUGAGGGGAGGACGUUCGACAAGAGGGUGCCAAUCAUGUUGAUUGGACAGGACCGCUCAGGAAAGACUAUCUUAAAGAACUCACUUAUGGGAAAACCGUUCAACUCUGACGAAGACAGCACUGUAGGGAUCAAAGUUGAUCCUUCUCAUUUCAAAGUUUCAACUGAAAAUUUUGGUCUUUUUACAAUUCUACGUCCUUUAGCUCUCGUUGAUCACGGUGAAGAAAACUGA
Orbicella faveolata is the source of this 1676-nucleotide messenger RNA. RefSeq lists its product as uncharacterized. Lineage: Eukaryota; Metazoa; Cnidaria; Anthozoa; Scleractinia; Merulinidae. The record is from RefSeq and is a predicted model, not a curated record.